Messenger RNA from Notolabrus celidotus (New Zealand spotty), 4168 nucleotides. It is a transcript of the gene ubap1, whose product is annotated as ubiquitin associated protein 1. Gene Ontology annotation, biological process: ubiquitin-dependent protein catabolic process via the multivesicular body sorting pathway. Lineage: Eukaryota; Metazoa; Chordata; Actinopteri; Labriformes; Labridae. The record is from RefSeq and is a predicted model, not a curated record. Gene Ontology annotation, molecular function: ubiquitin binding. The transcript has 7 exons. The coding region runs from base 207 to 1604 and encodes 465 amino acids. Gene Ontology annotation, cellular component: ESCRT I complex.
CCCUACGUCAUUUCGGCGAGUGACGUCAGACAGGAACCAGUGGAGGGGAGCUUGACAAAUCAAGAUGGCGUCCCACGCUGAAGCAGGAAAGAGAUGUCAGUAUAAAUAAAACUCAUUUGGAGAUAAGUUUGAAUUUUAGUGCCCCGUCGACGAGACGUCAUUUGGAUUUUGGAAGAGCAGGACGGAGCAGAAACAGGCGUCUCUAAAUGGCUGCGAGGAAGUCUGGAUCAGAUGCAUUUAACAAUGGACCCAUCAGCUACCUUGAUGAUGUUCCCUUUAAGAUCAAUGACAAGUUCCGCUGCCCAGCCAAAGUAGGACUUCCUGUUGGUUUCUGCCUGCCAGACUGUGGCUCAUUACUGGUGGACACACAGUAUGACUUUUCUCUGGAGAGGCGUAGUGUGCGCUGGGGGCUUGACCUUGCUGAGGCCAGAGCAGCAGAGACCAGAGCAGAAGUUGCAGCAGCCAAGCAGGAGGCUGAGAACAGGGAGCGUUUGGCGCAGGCAAAGGACAUUGAUGGUGGCGGAGGCAAGAAACCCCAGUCUACGGCAGAGGACCAGGACCUUCUACCACCAGCGAUGAACCCCGUCCUCGCGGGGCUGAGCCAUAACGCCAUCCUCACUCCACUGCCUGCCCCAAGCCUUGGCCCCAGGAAAACCCAGCCUAGCACUCCUCAGCCGCACAGCCUCAACCUAGCUGACUUUGAGCGUGAGGAGGACCCCUUCGACAAGCUCGAACUCAAAACUUUGGACGAUAAGGAGGAGCUUAGGAGCAUCCUCCAGAGCCAGCCCCAACCUCAACCUCAACCUCCUCCCUCUGUAUCCUCUCCAGAGGUCUCCCAGAGGGGGCCUGAGUCACGUGGAAACAGCCCACCACCACCAAGCACCAACACCAGCCUCACAGUCAAACCCGGAUUUGCACAUAAACCAAACGGGUUGGUUGCCUUGUUGGACAUGGACAGAGUAGGGCAUCCUGGGAGAACAGGGUUCGACACGGAUGAUCGGCCUUGUAACAUACGCUCUCUCACUUUUCCCAAGCUCUCUGAUUCUGGUGAUCCAGAGCCAGUGAGGUACAGCCCAAUCCUCGCGCCCAUCCCUACUCCCCGGCAGAACCUACCAAACGGCAGCCCGCCGACCAUACCCAAGACCCAAGUUAUUGUUGCCCCUGAGCCUCAAAGCCACAACAAGAGUGGUGCACCAAAGCUGGUUAACCCUGGAUCAGGAACUGCUGGUCUGCCAUGUGGUGGAGCCCUACUCAGUAUGACCCCCAGUGAGCGUCAGUGUGUGGAAACCCUUGUUGGCAUGGGCUACUCCUAUGAGGGCGUACUACGAGCCAUGCAGAGACAAGGGCAGAAUGUGGAGCAGGUGCUUGACUAUCUGUUCGUGCAUGGACGUCUCUGUGAGCGAGGCUUCGAUUCGAGUGCAGUGGAAGAAUGUUUAGAGAUGUACCAGUGUUCAGAGGAAAAGGCUCUUCAGUUUCUUGAGCUCAUGUCUAGAUUUGGUGAAAUGGGGUUUGAACGAGAUGCCAUCAAAGAAGUGCUGCUUGUCCACAACAACGAUCAGGACAAGGCUCUAGAGGACCUAAUGGCUCGGGCUGCUGCUAGCUGAGCUAAGCUAACCAACCAACUGAAGCCCAGCCCAUGGCUUGCCUCCUGCUACUAGCCAACACAGCCCCUUUCCUUCUGCCCACCCUAUCACACCAUGUCCUGCCCCUUCCUCGGUUGUGGAAGGGACAGCCGGGAGACAGUUCUUUCUCUCUGUGCUAAAUUGUAUUUUGUCUCAGCACUUCUUUAAGACUGUGUGCCUAGAGUGGAGGGGGUCAGAGGGCAAUGAUACUUCACAGUGGUGUUGUUUUUCUACAAAAAGCCUUGGAUUUGGUUCCAGGAUUUGGAGCUUCUUGGGUAUUUACAAGAUUGGAGGAACUUAUCAGCUGUGAAAGAGAAACUGGCUGUGGCAUUUUAAUGCUGUUCUGUUUUGCUUCCAUGGGAAGUGUUUAUGGACUCAAAGAACUGCAGGACUGGAAAGGAGGCUGAUGAGAGCCUCAGAGUGCAUCGCAGACAGACCAGUUUCAACUCUUGAAACUCCCAACAACUAAGCUGCCAUCUUCCACUGCUCAGUGCAGACCUAUUCAAUGGUGGAGGGGUUGGGGGCCUUGAGGAGGAUCUCUCCAAACUGAACCAACUAACAUUUAAAGUUAAAAAAAAAAAAAAAAAAAAAGUUAAAAAAAUAAAUAAAUGGAAAAAACAAAGGCCCUGUUGCCAGGCAGAUAACUUAGUCUCAAGAAGUGCCCUCUCUGCUCUGGUGCCCUGCACCUGGUUCUGAUCUUAUUUACGCUGUUCAUUCUUUCAUGUCUAUUUUUCUGUUCAUUUGGGCACUUCUGUCAUGUCAUUUUGAAAACACCAUCUUUUGCUUUCUGUUUUAGGAAGUGCAUAAUAGAACAGUAGUAAGUACAACUCAGAACAAAAGAGCUACGACUGCCCAGUAUGCUCUUUGACCUGCACUGGAAUGGCCCAUUAAAGGAGUGGGAGGGAAUCUGCAAAGUUUCUCUGUAGGAAAUAACAAAUAAUAUCCCAAAAUCCACUGACACUGAUGUGUCACACACUGCACAGGCACAUGUUUCUUAAGUAUCAAGUUAUUUAAAAUAGUACACUGACACUUUCAUUUAAAAAUUAAGAGUUUUUUUAUCAUGUAAGAUAUGUUCACUCAUAACAGUGACGCUUUUGUUAUCAUCAUGGACUUUUUUUUUUUGCAGACUGGAAAAGAGCAAAUGGUUGAAAAAAGACAACAUGUAGGAGAAGGGUGUCUUUGCAGCCACAUCACAGUGCAAUAGAGACAUUUCAUAUUGUGUGAAUGUCAGGUGGCACUUUGAGCCUUGAGAUUUUGUUGGGAGUGGAAUGGUCUUCAAGCCUAGCUGGAAAUUUGGAUGUAACUUAAAAGAGGUUUGAUUUCAGUAAAGUCAUUUAUUCUUUGUAAUUGGAUUUUGUGCCACAAAUUUUAAUCAAACAUGACUUUUGUUUGUUGACUUGUCCACUUUUGGUUCUCAUGUGUAAUAAGGAGUGUUAGUCUUACUUGUAGGUUUGUUAGCAUCUCAACCAUCUUAAUCUGAAAGUUAAAAUUAGGUUAUUUCACCACAAAAGCAUUUUCCAAAUGUUGAUCGGGUGUUGUUUAACAAAAUACCAGAAAACUGUAUUUUUAUAUUGUGUAUCUAAGACCCUCCUGAGAUCCACGAUACAUAUGUUUGUAAAGCAUAUCUGCUCUGUUGCACUACAGGCAAAAAUGACUGAAGUUUUCAUUAUCUUGAGCUCUGUUGUGUUGAUGUGGAUUGGGAUUGGCAUGGUGACAGAUUAAGGGCUUUUAAUGAGCAAAAUGUGACUGGAAGAACUGGCAUUUUGCUUUGGGCAGGUCCAGUACUGUGUUCCACAACAGCAAAAUUUUCCAACCACCUAUCUAUUUUAUCAUAAUGCAAUUUAAUGCCAAAACAAACAGAACUUCACUUUAAUCAACCAAAAGUCUGAAUGAUAAAAAGGACCAAUCAAACCAUAAAGAAGAGCACAUUUCGUAAAAGUCAAUUGCCUUUUACUUUGGGACAAAUCCAUCAUUCAAUACAUUUGUAUUCCUCUUUUUAAGAAAGUGCCCAGUGCAGGAAGUUUAAGGUAACACAAACUGUGACAUUCUGUUUAAGUAUUCCUAUCCUCUCUCUAGUUUUUCUGUUACAAAGAGGUAAGGUACCAUUAUUCUAUUGAUCAGCACAUCAUUGUUGCUAUUGUUGCCCUUAAGUACCUGGAGUUUGGUUUCCUUUAUCAAAUAUAAAGUCAUGUUAUCUCCCUUCUGACAGCCACAUACAUUGGAGUGAACACAACAAAGCAGCUUCAGGAUCUCCACCCCUUUGUGUUAUGGUCCUGUAGCCAUGGGAAUGGAUUGCAACUAGGCUCUUAUUUUUUAGGCCAUCAUGUCUAAUAUCAGAUUCACUUCUAAGUCAUUAUGAUUGAACAUGGUCCAUACAUGACUCUAAUGAACAUUUGAAUAUCUUGAUGGUUUGAUUAAAGGUGGGCGAGUCGAGUAUUCUUUACCAAGCCUAUGAACUGUGAUUUGCAAAAUGUUCAGUUUUCUUUUGAUUGAUUUGAAAAACCCACAUGAUUAAAUGUGCACAUCUUUUCAGUGGUGAGACUGUU